GCUGCUGCCUAUGAAAAGAGCUCCAACGGUUCACAACUUUUCUCUACACUUUCCCCCUUUCUCUUUUCCUUCCCAAUUGGAAAGGGAUUGAAAUGGGAAGAGCCCCCUGCUGCUCCAAACAGGGCUUGAAGAAAGGCCCUUGGUCUUCCAAAGAAGAUUCACUUCUUAACACUUACAUCCAACAACAUGGUGAAGGCCAAUGGAGAUCCUUGCCCAAAAAAGCUGGGUUGCUCAGAUGUGGGAAGAGUUGCAGGCUAAGAUGGAUGAACUACCUGAGGCCAGGAAUCAAGCGGGGGAACUUCACCGGAGACGAGGAGGAUCUGAUCGUACGGCUGCAUUCUCUCCUCGGAAAUAGGUGGUCCCUCAUUGCCGGAAGGUUGCCUGGCCGGACCGACAACGAGAUCAAGAACUACUGGAACACCCAUCUCUUCAAGAAGCUGAAGAACUCCGGUAUCGAGCCGAGACAGCGGCCGGCCGGGAAAGACUCUUCCCGGAAAAAACAACGUGCGGCAGACAAAGAAGACAAAAACAAGACAAAGAAUAACAAGGAAAAGAUAUCAUUGGAAACGGACACGGAGAUGAAGGAGCCGUCUAAGGACAAAGUUUUGUACGCCCCGAAGCCGAUCCGGCCGUCGUCCGUGUCGUCGCUUUCGAGGAAUGGCAGCCUCGAAGACGUAGCCGGAAGCGUUUCGUCCAGUUCAUCCGGGCAGGGCGAAAACAGAGUGUUUAUCCCCUGGGAUUUGUUUGAGCCCCGCCCGGACGAUUUUUGUGAUGACAUCCUGAACGCCUUCGGUGAUGUGUCGCCGCCGCAAUGCCCGACACCCGGCUGCGACGACGGUUUGCUAGAUAAGGUGUAUGAGGAGUAUCUCCAACUUCUUUCAGAGAAUUGUUUUAUUGAGGAUGGCAAUUGCCACUGGUCAUAGAAAAAUGUUGCACUGUAAUGUCAAUAACCCGCCUGCGAGAACUAGCCGCGCGCUUCGACAGUCAAUAGUGUAAAAUAGUACCCUUUGUAUAAAAUAAAAUUGAAAAGCAGGAAAAACUGAAAAAGAAUUGGCAUCUAAUUAACUUGUCUUUACUGUUCA
Cuscuta epithymum is the source of this 1082-nucleotide messenger RNA. The record is from the annotation of a GenBank genome assembly. Lineage: Eukaryota; Viridiplantae; Streptophyta; Magnoliopsida; Solanales; Convolvulaceae.